Aspergillus lentulus is the source of this 3135-nucleotide messenger RNA. RefSeq names its product Zn(II)2Cys6 transcription factor domain-containing protein. Gene Ontology annotation, cellular component: nucleus. Gene Ontology annotation, molecular function: transcription cis-regulatory region binding; DNA-binding transcription factor activity, RNA polymerase II-specific; zinc ion binding. Gene Ontology annotation, biological process: positive regulation of transcription by RNA polymerase II. Lineage: Eukaryota; Fungi; Ascomycota; Eurotiomycetes; Eurotiales; Aspergillaceae. The record is from RefSeq and is a predicted model, not a curated record.
AUGGGGGAGACAACAGCUUUCGAGGGCCCUCAACCGGAGCCAUUGACCAAUGAUUCAGACACAAAUCGGGUCGCAGAUAUAUCAGCUGCGGCUGCAGGACCAGAGGCUGAAACUGAACCGAAGAGCACGUCUGCACAGAAGGCCCCUAAGAAACGCACCAAAACAGGUUGUCUUACUUGUCGACAACGUCGCAUUAAGUGCGGAGAAGAAAAGCCCAUAUGCAACAAUUGUAUCAAAUCAAAACGAGAAUGCAAGGGCUAUAUUCAGCGUGUCAUAUUCAAAAAUCCCAUCGGCAUAUUCGGAGCUUAUAACACUAACCAAGCUCUCAAUGCCCCGAUGCAGCCAACGCCCUCGGGAGCCCCGCUUCCAACUGGAUAUUACAAUCAGGAGCUCUCUCAGCUGAGACAGGCUGGCACCAAUAGGCCGUUGUUGGCACCGAGGCCGUUCCCACUAGCAGCCACGGGACAGUCUACUUUUACCGCAACUGGUAGUGCAGGAGUACAAGAAGCUUAUAUGGAUGCGUUGCGACCUCGACCGCAGCAGUAUGAAGCACCUCUUGCCUCCGUUCCCAACGCACCCGGAUCUGUAGGGGCUCCAACAUUGCCGUUUGACUUUCCGCGGCAGCAGCCGGAUAUAAAAAGUCAAGACCAUUCUCGACAUGGAAUGGGCGCGCCAACUUACAAUGUCAUUUCAGCAGCAGAUCAGCGGUUUCCGCCUCAGCAGGCUUCAACGUGGCCGGAACCUCCAGUGCCGGUCAUGAAUCCGCAAGGGAUGUCGAUGGACCCUACCGUAGCAUUCGUAACUGCACAAAUUCCUCAGAAGUUGUAUCAAGCUGACCCAGCAACCACAACCGCGUUCCCUUCCGGUACGCGACAGGAACAACAAGCAGUGCAUGAAUCUAUGGCCAUCCCGCUGAUGACAUCUUCAAACGAAUUCACCUACGUGGACGACGAAAGUGAAGAAUACUAUGAUGUUGAAUCUGAUGAAGAAAUGGAGCUGCAAACAUCGGCCGAAGACUUCAACCAACUCAGCCUCAUUGUGGCCUCUGCAAAUCAAGAUGAACGGCAGCUGCGGUCUUUCACCACCUACCUGAACGAACCCAACAUGCUUGCUUCUUAUCGCCCUACGCUUGGCUCAUCUCCCUUGAAUAACCCCAAAACAGCUCGAAUAUUCGUUCACUUUAUCCAUUCAACCGGUCCAUCUUUAUCAAUCUUCGAGCGACAUCCUGCAGAUUCCGCACACACGCUUGGCUCACCUGUGCCAGCAGCUCAGCAAGGCCUAUGGACACAUACAAUGCCUCUCAAGGCAUUAGAGCACCAAGCAUUGCUUCAAGCCAUUCUGGCUCUCAGCAGCUUACAUAUCUCGUAUCUGCAGCAAGCGCCCCCGACUGUUUCGUUGAAGCACUAUCACUAUGCGCUCAAAAGAGUCGGUUAUGCAGUGGGUCUGCCCCAAAGGCGCAAACAGGUUGGCACUCUGGCUGCCACACUCCUGUUGGCAUAUUACGAAGUGAUGACCGCCGAGCAUUCGAAGUGGAACAGCCAUGUCGCAGGAUCGGCCCAGUUGGUACGUGAGAUUGACUUUGCCACUCUCACCCGUGAUAUUCGAUCUCAUCGGCGGAGGGUGUGGGCUCAACGGCAGCGAAUGUUGGAAGCCCAAUCGGCUUAUGCGGCUUACUAUGCGUUCGACGAAGGGUUUUUGGAGGAUGACCCGUUCGCUGAGAAAGAGAGCAGCAUUGAUGAGAACUUCAUAGGAUCUCUUCUAGGUCGAGCGGUCAAUUAUGAUCAGUUUGGCCAGAUAGAUGAUGGGCGUAUUCGCUCGCGCGAAAGACAUUUCACCCGGAAAGACAUUGAGACCUACAGAAUCCAAUGUGAUCUCUAUUGGUGGUACUGCAAACAAGACAUGAUCCAGGCUUUCAUCGGGGGCGGCGGACUUAUACUACCUUUUUCCCGUUGGGGCCAGUGCCCACCGCGCGCCGGUAUUGGUCGAUUGGAUGCUGUCUAUGGCUCAGCGGACCAUCUAUGGCUACUGCUCGCCCGGCUCACUGAUUUCGGUUACCGUGACAGAAAACGAAAGUUGCAUGUAGCUAAAGCCACUGGCCAAGACUGGAGACCAGGUCCUGGUCUUCACAAAUUCAUGGCUCGCUUUGCCAAGGGCGGUGCGAACGUACCAAGAGGGCCUCCUCCGGGAUCUGUACAGAACCGUGGGCCUGAACCUAACCGCCAGUCGCCCGUGGGUGGUCCCAGUGCAGGGAGAGGAAAUUCACCUCCCAUGUAUGGCAUGGUCCCACCGAGAGGACCGACACGCCUCCCUUCGGCGUUUGCUAGCACGGCACAUCGAAGUCCGUCGCCCGGUCAGGAUGAAGAUGGAGAUGCCAUGUCAUAUGAAGAUGCUGAGAGCGAAUGGGAAGAUAUUCGGGCUGCAUUUGAUACUUUUGCCGGUGCCCUCGGUCCUGAUUUCCUUCCUCUGCCAGCUGACACUAUCCCUCCUAUAUCGACCCCAUUCGGCCCAGCGCUGCAGUACCGCACGCAUACGGUUGCGGUGGUGUGGGGAUUUUACUAUGCAGGUCGAAUUCUAUUACACAGACUGCAUCCAUCAAUGCCACCCGCUAUGAUGGUCGCUGCAGGAGUGGCAGCGCCUACAACGGCUGAAUACGCUCAGAUUGUCGGAAAGAUGGCCGCUGGUAUAUAUUUCCCCCAGUGGUUCAACGUGGAGGCGGGGAAAUUGAGCCCUACCUUGGGGGCCUGCUUGAUUGAGAUGACUGUGCCUAUCUUCUUUGCAGCCGUUCAGUUCGUUGACGCUGCCCAGCGCGGCUGGACUAUUUCGAAGCUACGCGAUGUCUCACGCUUGACCGGCUGGAAAUCGUCUGAGGCUAUAGCCCUUGGCUGCGAAAAUGCAUGGACCGUCACCGCAAGGCAGGGGCGCGGCCCUCCGUAUGAGCGUACACAAGAGAAUCUCCGCCAACGACCCGAGGCGGACCCUUCACCCGAGGAAGCCAUUGAUGAAGAACACCAUGCAGAUGUCAACACAGAGCGGAGACUCGUUACUAUUAGUAAAUCGAUGCAUGUUCACUGGGCAAUGGGGCUCCUGAGCCUGGAAGACGAUGUUCUGAACUUGGAAACAGACGACCGGAGAUAA